AUGACACAAGAGAUCAUUCGUAUCGGUAGUAGAAAAUCUGCUCUAGCUAUCACGCAGUCUGAACAUGUUAAGAGUCUUAUUGAAAAUGAAUUCCCGCAGUAUUGUUGCGAGAUCAUCACUAGAGAGACCCUAGGUGACCAAAUUCAGUUUAAACCAUUGUAUUCAUUCGGUGGGAAAGCCCUCUGGACGAAAGAGUUGGAAGAUUAUCUCUAUCAUCAGGAUGAACGUUUAAAAUUGGACAUCAUUGUUCAUUCAUUGAAAGACAUGCCUACUUUAUUACCUGAGGGGUUCCAAUUAGGCUGUGUAACGCAGAGAAUCGACCCCUCUGAUUGUGUAGUGAUGUCAAAAGAAAACAUAGGGCGGGGCUUUACCAAGCUGGAACAAUUACCAACGGGUUCUGUUGUGGGAACCUCCAGUGUGAGAAGAUCUGCUCAAUUGAAGAAAAAAUAUUCAGGCUUCAAGUAUGAAAGUGUAAGAGGUAAUAUCCAGACUAGGUUAUCCAAAUUAGAUGACUCAGAAUCCCCAUACGAUUGUAUUAUUUUGGCCUCAGCCGGGCUGAUUAGAUUGGGCUUCGAAGAUAGAAUCUCAUCCAAGUUAGAUUCGUCUCUCAUGUACCAUGCAGUGGGUCAAGGUGCUUUAGGCAUUGAAAUUAGGGCGAAUGAUGAAAGGGUCUUGAAUAUUUUGCAUCGCAUUUCUGACGUGGAGUCCACCAUAUGUUGUCUCGCUGAAAGACAAUUAAUGAGAUCAUUAGAAGGUGGUUGUUCAGUUCCAAUUGGUGUCAAAUCAUCCUAUGAUAGAGAAACAAAGAUUUUAACUUUGAAAGGAAUUGUCACUGAUAUGGAUGGUGUCAAAUUUGUUGAAGAUGUUUACGGAAAGAAAAUCAAUGUUAUUCAAGAAGAUGCAAUCGAUUGUGGUGCAAAAUUGGCUGACAAAAUGAUAUCAAAUGGUGCAAAAGAGAUCCUUGAUGAAAUUAAUAUAGCAAGAUUAAAUGAGGCUUAA
Molecule: messenger RNA, 999 nt
Organism: Kazachstania africana CBS 2517
Lineage: Eukaryota; Fungi; Ascomycota; Saccharomycetes; Saccharomycetales; Saccharomycetaceae
Gene: HEM3
Product: hydroxymethylbilane synthase
Exons: 1
Coding region: 1-999 (332 amino acids)
Biological process (GO): heme biosynthetic process
Cellular component (GO): cytoplasm
Molecular function (GO): hydroxymethylbilane synthase activity
Source: RefSeq, a predicted model, not a curated record